Molecule: messenger RNA, 591 nt
Organism: Acanthoscelides obtectus
Lineage: Eukaryota; Metazoa; Arthropoda; Insecta; Coleoptera; Chrysomelidae
Source: the annotation of a GenBank genome assembly
AUGGAGAACAUGAUGCAGGGCAAUAAGAUCAGACGAGUUGCAGCUACUCGCAUGAAUGAGAGGUCAUCUCGAUCACACACGAUUUUCCGGAUUAUUCUGGAGUCGAAAGAUGCCAAUCAGAAAGAUGGACCUGUACAUAUAAGCUACCUUAACUUAAUGGACUUAGCUGGUUCUGAGAGAGUUUCUCUGACGAAAGCUGCUGGUGAGCGUCUUAAAGAGGGGGCUAACAUAAACAAAUCUUUGUCAGUAUUAGGAAAUGUGAUAAGGCAACUAAGCGAGGGGAAGGAGUUUAUCAGUUAUCGCGAUUCGAAAUUGACUAGACUGCUCUCACAGGCUCUUGGCGGUAAUGCCAAAUCAUUGAUUAUCGGGAAUGUUACUUUAGCUGCAGAGGAGGAGACUAGAUCUACACCAGAAUUCGCCCAAAGCACUAAAACUGUCAAAAAUAAAACGAAAGUAAACAUCUUGUCAGCUACAGAAGAGACACUUCAAGGAUAUCAGAACUUGACUCGCGAUCUCGAAACUCGGCUCAAAAAGCAGGCAAUUAAGCUAAAGAGAUGGAUAAAAGCAAACAAGAGUAUCUGCUCGAGAUAG